Molecule: messenger RNA, 309 nt
Organism: Mesocricetus auratus (golden hamster)
Lineage: Eukaryota; Metazoa; Chordata; Mammalia; Rodentia; Cricetidae
Product: translation machinery-associated protein 7-like
Exons: 2
Coding region: 1-309 (102 amino acids)
Source: RefSeq, a predicted model, not a curated record
AUGCCUAUGAGCAAGGCCAAGCUUCUGUCCCCAUCCUCAGCACGGAUGAUUAGCAUGGAAGGCCAACUUGGCAGGGAUCAUCUAGGAGACAAACCUGCAGGGGCUGUCUGUGGGCGCCACGUCGGCCACAAAGGUGGCAAAGAGCCCCUGAAACAGUCCAAGAAGGAAACCAAGGAGACAGACGAGGAAGAUGAGGCUUCCAAGCAGAAACAAAAAGAGGAGCAGAAGAAACUCCUGGAGCUAAAAGCCAAGGCCAUGGGGAAGGGACCCCUGGCCAUAGGUAGAAUUAAGAAAUCUGGCAAAAAGUAA